AUGGAUUUGAACAACAACUUCACCGGAGCUUCAAGGCCCUCCCCGACAUCCUCGACUGACAUGGAGCAGAUGUCGGAGACCCCACAGCGCGGGUCCCACCACCGCCGAGCCCACUCCGACACCUCCUUCCGCAUCCCCAACUUCGACGACCUCCUCCUCUUCGACCCUUCCGACCUCGACCUCUCCUGCCUCCCCUCCCCAACCAUCCUGCCACGUAGUAGCAACCCAAUGACCCAGGACUCCGACGACUCCUCCGGCCCACCCAACCCCUUCCCGAGCUCCAGGCCCGGCGGCCCCUCCACCGCAUCCGCUGCCCACCUCCGGAGCCUCUCCGUCGACUCCGACUUCUUCGACGGCCUCGGCCUCGGCGCCGGAGGAGACUCCGGCAGAGAAGCCCUUGUGGGGCAGAGGUCUGGGUCCCACCACAGGCACAGCAACUCAAUGGACGGCUCCUUUACGCCGUCGUUUGAGGCGGACUCGCCUGUGAUCGUGGUGGACGGUAUCAAGAAGUCCAUAGCUCCUGAGAGACUUGCUGAGCUCUCUCUUAUUGACCCGAAGAGAGCUAAAAGGAUUUUAGCCAAUAGACAAUCUGCUGCGCGGUCGAAGGAGAGGAAGGUGAGAUAUACCAAUGAGCUGGAGAGGAAGGUGCAGACGCUUCAGACAGAGGCAACAACCCUAUCAGCACAGGUCACUCUGUUACAGAGGGACACUACUGUUAUAACUGCUGAGAAUAAGGAGCUCAAGCUUCGCUUACAGGCUAUGGAGCAACAAGCACAACUAAGAGAUGCCUUGAAUGAAAAACUUAAGGAGGAGGUUCAGCGGCUUAAGAUUGAAACCAACCAAAUCCCACCUGGGAAUGGAAACCCUUUCUACAGAGGGCUCCCCCCUCAAUAUGCCGCCCCUCAGUCGUCCUCACAUCAUCAGCUUGGUAGCGGCCAGACCCAGCAGCACCAUCACAUGCUUCACAACCAGGCUGUUUCCAAUGGACAGGCUCGCCCGAGCUUCAUGGACUUCAACCAGCGGGCCUAG
This is a messenger RNA of Prunus armeniaca (apricot), 1029 nucleotides long. NCBI's taxonomy places the organism in Eukaryota, Viridiplantae, Streptophyta, Magnoliopsida, Rosales, Rosaceae. The record is from the annotation of a GenBank genome assembly.